Messenger RNA from Brassicogethes aeneus, 3571 nucleotides. Lineage: Eukaryota; Metazoa; Arthropoda; Insecta; Coleoptera; Nitidulidae. The record is from the annotation of a GenBank genome assembly.
UACCUCACAUGUAAGUAUAAACAUAACGUUUUUUUGUUCGAGCUAUUUCAAUUUUUAAUAAAACUUAUGACCGCGGUCUAGUUUGAACCGGUAAACAUUGAUAAAUCAUUUAAAAACCUUCAUUUCGUGAUGGACAACGCUCAGCGAAGGUAACCAAAUUAAAUCCUAACAAACUGCAACAACGAAAUCGCGUAGAGGUGGAAUUCAAAAACUCGUUUCAAAAUUUUCGAGGCGCUACAAAAUUAGUAAAAUCUGCAUUGGGCAAGUAUGGAUCUACGCGCCGUCCAAUUUCGUACAUAAAGAAAUCGCGUCGCGCUCAUCAUUUCAGUUGUGCGCCUGAAACUGCUGAAAAAUAAACUCCCAGGACAAAAAUUAUGUGUUCGUAAAUAUGGAGGGUAAAUAUAAGGGUGGCGUGGACAAUAGUGCGUUCCAAUUGCAAGAGAAUGGAGUGAGCAAAAACGAAGACACAGUUGGGGAUUUAGUUAGCAACACAAAUUUCCAUGAUGCUCCGAAGAAGGAAAGAAAGAAAUCCUUGGUGCAACUCACAAGGGAGGCUUUGCCCAGAUUGGAGAACUACAGGAACUCCAAGAGGGCUGUGAAAAGGCCUUCACUUGGAGAAUUGCAUGGAGGAGAAGACACGAUCAAAGACGCCAAAAAUGCAGAAGACGACAAUGAGUCUUCUCCACCAGGACACGUGGGUAUCAAAUUGGGAUGGAUUCAAGGUGUCUUGAUUCCAUGCUUGCUGAACAUAUGGGGGGUUAUGCUUUUUUUAAGAUUGUCUUGGGUGGUGGCUGAAGCGGGUAUAGCUCAAUCUUUAAUAAUUAUUGGUAUAUCAGCAGUGGUUUGUGUAAUUACGACUUUAUCUCUCUCGGCAAUCAGUACAAAUGGAGAAGUUAAAGGAGGUGGAAUCUACUACAUUAUCUCGAGAUCUCUCGGUCCGGAGUUCGGCGCCUCAGUGGGCAUAGUAUUCGCGUUCGCGAACGCCGUAUCCGCCUCGAUGAACACCAUCGGCUUCUGCAACUCGCUGAGCGACCUGCUCAACGUCUACGAUCUCAAAAUCAUCGACGGCGGCGUGAACGACACGAGGAUCGUGGGUACCGUCGCCAUAAUCGUGAUGAUUUGCAUCUGCGCAGUGGGCAUGGAGUGGGAAUCCAAAGCGCAGAACUUCCUGAUCGCCAUCAUUUUGGGGGCCAUGGCUGAUUUUAUCGUGGGGGCUAUUAUAGGGCCCCAAAACGACUUGCAGCUGGCCCGGGGAUUCGUUGGAUUCAAUCUUACAACUUUUGCUGACAAUUGGGGACCAAGUUACAGACCCUCUGAAGGAUUAAAUUAUGACUUUUUCCAAGUUUUUGCCAUAUUUUUUCCAUCUGUCACUGGAAUACAAGCUGGUGCAAAUAUUUCAGGAGACCUUAAAGACCCUGCAGCGGCCAUACCAAAAGGAACUUUUCUAUCUUUAGUAAUUUCUAUGAUUUCAUAUGCUGUUUUCGUUAUUUUUGCUGGCGGAGCCGCAAUCAGAGAUGCUAGUGGAAGUAUUUCUGACCUAGCCAAUGGAACAGUAACAACUAGUUGUAUACAGGGAUUUAAUUGCAAAUAUGGACUUUUUAACAGUUACCAGAUGAUGCAAAUCAUGUCUAGUUGGUGGCCACUUAUAUACGCUGGAUGUUGGGCGGCCACUCUAAGCACAGCCUUGACAAACCUACUAUCAGUGCCAAGAUUAAUACAAGCCUUGGGAAUCGACAGAAUUUACCCAGGCUUAAUUUUCUUCUCCAAAGGUUACGGAAAGGCGGGCGAACCUUACCGCGGAUACGUUUUGACUUUCUUUGUAUCUGCUGCAUUUUUACUAAUAGCCGAGUUGAAUGCUAUUGCUCCGCUUAUAUCGAACUUUUACUUGGCCUCUUACGCCCUUAUCAACUUCUGCACAUUCCAUGCCGCUUUGAUAAAGCCUUUGGGAUGGAGGCCCACCUUUAGAUAUUACAACACAUGGUUGAGUUUAUUCGGCUUUAUCCUAUGCGUUGUAAUAAUGUUCCUCAUCAACUGGCAAUCGUCAUUGAUAACUUUCAUCGUAAUCUUGGGACUCUAUCUUCUGGUAGUCUACAGAAAACCUGACGUGAAUUGGGGAUCAUCAACUCAAGCACAGACGUACAAAACCGCCCUGACAACAGCUCACAGACUGAUCAACAUCGGCGAGCACGUAAAAAAUUAUAAGCCACAAAUUAUCGUCCUUUGCGGAAUGCCUCAGGCCAGGCCUCCGCUAGUCGAUUUGGCUAAUUUGAUUACUAAGAACAAUUCGUUGCUAGUGAUUGGAGAUGUCGUUAAGGAUCGUCUUUCACACAGGAUUAGAACGACAAGAAAUAACAAUGUCUAUUCGUACUUGAGAAGCAUUAAAGUAAAGGCCUUCUACACACUAAUUGACAAUAUGAAAUUUGAGGUUGGCGCUAAAGCCCUACUUCAGACGACCGGUAUAGGAAAAUUAAGCCCAAAUGUUCUGAUGAUGGGCUACAAAAAUGACUGGGUGACAUGCAACAGAGACGACUUGGUGUCUUAUUUCAAUGUUUUGCAUGCCGCCCUCGAUCACAGAGUGUCCGUGGCGAUACUGAGGCUGCCGAACGGACUUGACUAUAGCAAGAUAACCCAAGACCAAGACGAUCAAGGUAUCAGUAUCGGGGAAGCGAAUGUGCCUGCAAAUUUAGAAAUGCGAACUUCAGCUUCUAGUAACAUGAUGCGUGCCGACUCUAACCAAAGUCUUCCUAAUGUAGGAGUCGCUUCUGUAGAUCUCCCUUCUAAAAAUAGUAUCUACGAUAAAAACAACAAGCUGAAACUGAAAACGAAGACCAAAGACCCGGAAAUUCUGAGCUGCGAUUCCGACUGUAAGCUGUCGGGGAUCUCCAUAGAUAACAUGAUGGUGUUCAGGAAGAAGCAGAACAAGGGCAACAUCGACGUUUGGUGGCUCUAUGACGAUGGAGGACUGACGAUGUUGCUUCCGUAUAUUAUAUCGACAAGGCAGGACUGGUCCAGUUGCAAAUUGAGGGUGUUUGCUCUGGCGAACAACAAGAACGAACUUGCCACCGAGGAAAAAAAUAUGGCACAUUUAUUGUCAAAAUUCCGAUUGAACUACUCCAGCCUAAAAAUGGUAUCUCUAUCAGACAAACCACAGGACAAGACGAUAUACUGGUUUGACAACUUACUAAAAGACUUCAAAAACAAUGAUGAAACCAAAGAAAACGAUUGCAAAGUAUCAGACAGGGAACUAAACCACCUGCAAGAAAAAACUCAUCGGCAACUAAGACUCAGAGAGUUGCUGUUGGAGCAUUCCAACGAGGCAAACUUGAUUGUCAUGUCGUUGCCGAUGCCCAGAAAAGAGACCGUAUCGGCCCCCCUCUACAUGGCCUGGUUGGAGGCCCUCACACGUGAUCUUCCCCCUUAUCUUCUAGUAAGGGGCAACCAACAGUCUGUUUUAACUUUUUACUCUUGAUUUUAUUUAUAAGAUGUUUUAUUGUAAACCUUAACAAUACCAAAUGUAGUUAUGUUAGAUGUAGUAUUUAUAUUUUAAAAUAAAAUUUAUUUUAUAAAAAAU